Messenger RNA from Fusarium falciforme, 2070 nucleotides. RefSeq names its product F-box domain-containing protein. Bases 1 to 2070 code for a protein of 689 amino acids. The record is from RefSeq and is a predicted model, not a curated record. The transcript is spliced from 3 exons. Lineage: Eukaryota; Fungi; Ascomycota; Sordariomycetes; Hypocreales; Nectriaceae.
AUGACCAAGAACCAGCCUCCAGCUAUGGUCCGGCCACCGCCAGCCGCCAAGACGGCUGCUGCUAGGAGACCCGUCCCCUGCAACAACGCAGUUCUAUCUCAGCCUACGAUACCUAAACGCCCUGCUGCCCCUACCCAGCGUCCCGUCGGCCUACCUCAACACCCCAAAGUCCAACAAAAACACCCUUCAAGGCCUGCUCAUCCGGCUCCGACCCGUCCUCUCCCAAAUCCUCCUCGCCCGAGCCGGCUCCCUACAGCACAACCAACUAAGAAACCGGUCGGAUACAAGCCUGUCCCUCCUCCAAAAGCCACACCUAGCCCUUCUGUCGUCAAGAAGCAACCUACACCGAACAAAGGCAUGCAAAUGGAUGAUGUCAAACGCAUCCAACAAGCUGCAUAUGCUCAAGGUCAGAAGGCUGGGCGCAAGACCGGUCAAGCUCAGGGCUACCAGGCGGGUGAAAAGCACGGCCGAAAGGUCGGCCAAGAAGCUGGAAACCGCGAAGGCUUCAGCAAAGGGCAGAAGCAGGGUUAUGCACAAGGGCACAAGAAUGGUCAUGCCUCGGGACAAGCACAAGGUUACGCCAAGGGCCAGAACGUGGGCUUCAGCGCUGGACAUAACAAAGGCCAGGCUACAGGGCAACGCCAAGGCUAUGCUCGGGGCCAGAGUCAAGGAUACGGCGCUGGACACGUAAGUGGUCAUGUUGAGGGCCGGAAACAAGGCUUUGCACAAGGCCAGAGCCAAGGCUUCGAUGCCGGACAGAGAAGAGGCCAUGUUUCGGGGCAUAAGCAAGGCUACUAUCAAGGUCAACAUGUCGGCUACUACCAGGGUCAACACGCUGGCUAUUCUCGAGGUGAACAUUUCAGUUAUCACCAUGGAUACCAACAAGGGCGCGAUGAAGAGCAUGACAUCAACAAAAAGGCCAUUGCAGGCGGUGUAGUCGCGGGCGCAAUGCUUGGUGGAACCUUCAUGUAUCUGGGCCACGAGGCACUGGACCCUGAUGGGCUCUCACAGGUCACGGAGGAAACAGAAAGCAUCAGCACUGAGAUGGAAAUGAGCGACGAUGAGUUCGCUCCAGGAGAGCCAGUUGAGGAUGAAGACUGGUAUGAGAGACACAGAGCGGAGUGGGAUGGCGAUGAGGCCUAUGCCCGAUCCCAUGAGGGGUUUUCAGGACAUGGGGAUGAAAACUUCUAUGAGGGUGGAGGCUAUAUUGGUGGGGGAUAUGAGGGGAGUGAUGGGUAUGAUACGAACCAGGAUGUUAGAGACGACAGCCAGGUUCACUUGAGCCAGGAAUAUGAGGCCGAUAGGGGAGGCUUCGCAGGAGAGGGCGAAAGCGAGUUCCGCCUGCUCAUCAACAACCAAUUCAUCAAGUACAUCACAAUAGACAACGGAGUAUUCGACAGCGGAGAUAUGUGCUUUGGACCUUCGUUGAUAUCCCUUCUUCCGCCACUGCCACCUAGGGAUUGGAAUAUGGCCCGCAUCUGCCGCGACCCGACGACUGGAACCGCCCACUUUGUUGAGGUCGAAAGAGCGCGCCUGCCAGGCAUCGAGAAGACAUGGCAUCACAUCAAUAUUGACUAUUUAAACAUUAAAUUGGGGCGGAAACUUCGCUCCAACAUCUACGAAGCCACCUGUCCUGGCUUUAGUUCAACGGUCAUCGCAAAGUUCGCACGGUUUCCGUGGGAAAUUCCCCAGCUAGAGAAGGAAACGGAGGCGUACAAAUGGAUACAGGUUUAUCACAUCGGCCCUCCAUUUCCUGGACAUCUGUCCGAGGAGGGGAGAGUCAUUGGCUUCAUCAUGACCAAUAUCACCGAGUGCCACCAUGCUACGCCGGAUGACUUUGACCUGUGUCACCAGACAUUGACCAGACUACACGAACUGGGAAUUAAGCACGGGGACAUCAGCAAACACAACUUUUUAGUUCAUGCCGGAAAAGCAACCCUCAUCGACUUUGACAGCGCCGUGCCGAGGGCCAGCGCACAGGAGCUCCAAGAUGAGAUUUCCAGCCUGCAGCAACACCUGGAGGAUACGUCUGGGAGAGGUGGACGGGUUAUUGAGCAGAACUCAGCCUAG